Molecule: messenger RNA, 327 nt
Organism: Histoplasma mississippiense
Lineage: Eukaryota; Fungi; Ascomycota; Eurotiomycetes; Onygenales; Ajellomycetaceae
Exons: 3
Coding region: 1-327 (108 amino acids)
Biological process (GO): vacuolar proton-transporting V-type ATPase complex assembly
Cellular component (GO): endoplasmic reticulum membrane
Source: RefSeq, a predicted model, not a curated record
AUGGCCAGCCGCCGCUCCGCCGCUGCCAAGAAAGAGGAUUUCAGCUUUGAAGCGGCAGCAACGCAAUCUGCACAUGAGGCCCAGGAAGGAUUUCCUUCAUCCGUCAUCAUCAAACUCGUCCUAGUCACUGUGGCGAUGAUCUGCGCGCCGCUGGGCACAUACUUUGGCACGCUGAAUACGAUCUGUGGAGGAGACUCCUCAUAUGCCGGUGCCCUCGCGGCGAUAUCAGUAAAUGUUGUCUUGAUUAUAUAUCUCAUCAUUGCUGCACGUGAAGACACUGGUGAGAGCGAGGAGGAGAGGAAGGGCAAGGAGGGGAAAGAGGAGUAA